GUGGCUGCACUCGCUGCUCAGCAUGGCUGCUCAAUCAACAGCAAAACAAGUUCUUCUCUAUCAAAAUACUGUCACCAAGCCUCUUUUUUUCCUCUUUAUAACUGUGGCAUCUGGAAUUCAGUAUACAUUCUGGUCCUAUCUUGCCUUAGAAGCCUUUAAAGACUAUCAACAGAAACCGCCUGAGAAGCAUUCUGACAAGCAGAAGGAGGAGGCGGAGUCUGGCUCCACUCAGGGCACUGCAAAGAGAGCUUUAUUUGAGUCCAUUAAAGAGAAAGCCUCUUCGGGAAAGUGGCGUCUCGGAGUCACUCUUCUAGCACUGACAUUUGGCAGUUUAUUUGCAUUCACUUCAGUGAUUUAUCCACGACGUACCAUUAAUAAGGUGAUGUAUAGUCAUAGCAAACAGGCAUUGGAGAUCACCACGUACACACCUCUUGGAGGACUAACCAGUAAAGAGGUCCCAUGUCUGUCUGUUUGGAGAAAAGGAAGCGCUCAAUCGAGUCAUGUGUCACUUAAAGUGAAGGGAGACAUAUUCUAUUAUCUGUUGGGUGAAAAGAAUGGAAAAUUCCACAAUCCAAAAAUGUUUGAUAUGAUUAUUGGAACUAGAAGAUGAAUCACUCACCCUUGUACUGUACAUUCAUAUUGUAUAAUACCAAUGUUAAAUAAAGUUAUUUGAAUGAAUGCAAUAGUCUCUAACA
This is a messenger RNA of Amphimedon queenslandica, 695 nucleotides long. Its product is annotated as transmembrane protein 223-like. Lineage: Eukaryota; Metazoa; Porifera; Demospongiae; Haplosclerida; Niphatidae. Bases 23 to 610 code for a protein of 195 amino acids. Gene Ontology annotation, cellular component: mitochondrion. The record is from RefSeq and is a predicted model, not a curated record. The transcript is spliced from 2 exons.